This is a messenger RNA of Arachis stenosperma, 795 nucleotides long. RefSeq lists its product as uncharacterized. The transcript is spliced from 2 exons. NCBI's taxonomy places the organism in Eukaryota, Viridiplantae, Streptophyta, Magnoliopsida, Fabales, Fabaceae. The record is from RefSeq and is a predicted model, not a curated record. Bases 1 to 795 code for a protein of 264 amino acids.
AUGGCUAACCCAAGAGGAGAAUACAAAGCCAUAACUCUAAGAAAUGGGAAGGUUGUAGAGGAAGGAACCCCAAGUAAAGAUAAUCAUGAAGAGGUUGCAUCAAAGCAUGGGAACGAGAAUGAAGGGGAGAUCCCAGCUUCCCCUCCACCAAAACCAGUCUUGAAGCCCUAUGUGCCAAAGGCACCAUACCCACAAAGACUGAGAAAAGAUGGGAAGGAUGGCCAGUUCUCUAAGUUCCUAGAGAUCUUCAAGAGGCUCCAAAUCAACAUACCAUUUGCUGAGGCAUUAGAACAAAUACCACUCUAUGCCAAGUUCUUAAAGGAGCUUAUAACCAAAAAGAGGAACUGGGAGGCAAAAGAAACUAUAGUAUUGACUGAGGAAUGCAGCGCCAUCAUACAGAAGAAGCUACCUCAAAAGCUGAAAGACCCCGGGAGUUUUCAAAUUCCCUGCAUCAUAGGGGACAUCACUAUUAAGAAAGCUUUAACAUUUAAGUUUCCACAUGGGGUGGUGGAAGACUUGCUAGUGAAAGUAGGAGAAUUCAUUUUCCCUGCUGAUUUCGUUGUGCUGGACAUGGAAGAAGAGGCCAACACAUCAAUUAUCCUAGGAAGACCAUUUUUAGCUACUGCUGGAGCCAUUAUUGAAGUGCAGAAAGGGGAACUAGUAUUGAGAUUGCAUGAAGAAAAAAUGGUCUUCAACGUCUUUAAAGCAAUGAGUUACCCCAAAGAAUCCAUAGGAGAAUGCAUGCUCGUAGACACCAUGGAACAGAUAGUUCAAAAAUUCAUGGAAGAAGAAUAA